AUGGCAAACAUGUCGCCGUUUUUGAUGUUCAUCGGAAUCCUCCUAUCAUCCAUAAUGAUCAACCACCUUCCCGUAGCAAACUCAAAACAAUGGUGUGUAUCAAUGCCGACAGCGACGUAUGAGCAGCUAGAAGAUAAUCUCGGGUUUGCGUGCGCUAAUGGAGUUGAUUGUAGACCAAUCCUACCAAGUGGAGCAUGUUUUAAGCCCAAUACUACAAUAAGCCAUGCUUCAUACUUGAUGAAUUCUUAUUACGCACAACAUGGCCGAACCAACAAUUCAUGCUUUUUCUUUUUCCCAAAUAGUGCCAUGCUCACUUCCGAAGAUCCUAGUUACAAUCUGUGUAUCUAUAAAUAG
Molecule: messenger RNA, 354 nt
Organism: Arabidopsis thaliana (thale cress)
Lineage: Eukaryota; Viridiplantae; Streptophyta; Magnoliopsida; Brassicales; Brassicaceae
Product: major pollen allergen Ole e-like protein
Exons: 1
Coding region: 1-354 (117 amino acids)
Cellular component (GO): membrane; plasma membrane
Source: RefSeq, marked reviewed